This is a messenger RNA of Cornus florida, 1037 nucleotides long. RefSeq names its product tropinone reductase-like 3. Lineage: Eukaryota; Viridiplantae; Streptophyta; Magnoliopsida; Cornales; Cornaceae. The coding region runs from base 54 to 815 and encodes 253 amino acids. The transcript is spliced from 6 exons. Gene Ontology annotation, molecular function: oxidoreductase activity. The record is from RefSeq and is a predicted model, not a curated record.
GGCUGUAUAUUAGUUGCGGCUGGUUCUUCGUCUGAAUUGCAAUCGAUAGAAACAUGGAGAAAAUAGGGAAACGAUUUGAGGGGAAGGUAGCGAUUGUGACGGCUUCGACUCAGGGCAUCGGUUUCAGCAUCGCUGAGAGGCUCGGCCUGGAAGGUGCCUCUGUUGUGAUCUCGUCUCGCAAACAGAAUAAUGUAGAUGAGGCAGUCCAGACGCUUAAAGCUAAAGGAAUUGAAGUGUUGGGAGUGGUUUGUCACGUUUCAAAUGCACAACAAAGGAAGAAUCUCAUAGACAAAACUGUUCAGAAAUAUGGAAGAAUAGACGUGAUUGUGUCCAAUGCUGCUGCCAAUCCUUCCGUUAAUGGCAUUCUGGAAACUAAAGAAUCUGUCCUUGACAAGCUAUGGGAAAUUAAUGUGAAAACUUCUAUACUUCUUCUACAGGAUGCAGCUCCUCACUUGCAGAAGGGUUCAUCGAUUAUUUUUAUCUCCUCUAUUGGUGGCUACCAACCACAGGCUUCCAUGGCUAUGUAUGGAGUAACCAAAACAGCCCUUCUUGGGCUUACUAAGGCCCUUGCAGCUGAAAUGGCCCCAGAUACACGCGUAAACUGUGUUGCUCCUGGUUUUGUACCCACACACUUCGCUGACUUCAUCACAAAAAAUGCUGCUGUUAGGAAGGCCAUCGAGGAGAAAACGUUACUUAACAGGCUCGGAACCACAGAAGACAUGGCUGCUGCUACUGCCUUUUUAGCAUCUGAUGAUGCUUCUUAUAUAACUGGAGAAACUCUGGUUGUUGCCGGUGGAAUCCCUUCUCGACUCUAGUUCCUCUUCUUCUUUGUUUUACAAUUUCUUCACCCUUUUGGUAUUUUUAUCGUCAUAAGACUGGCAUUAUAGAUGCGUAAAAGUAGUGUCAAUAAAACCACAAUCCGGCUCUUCCGGAUUGCUCAGAGAAAUGUACUCCAUUGCUUUCCCACAACAAUUUAGUAAAUUGGGAGGUGAUAAUAUUGUGUGAAAUGCAAGCGUAGUUCGAAGUAUUGAAAACAA